Molecule: messenger RNA, 2310 nt
Organism: Plasmodium adleri (nom. inval.)
Lineage: Eukaryota; Apicomplexa; Aconoidasida; Haemosporida; Plasmodiidae
Product: conserved Plasmodium protein, unknown function
Exons: 23
Coding region: 1-2310 (769 amino acids)
Biological process (GO): regulation of cytoskeleton organization
Cellular component (GO): axoneme
Molecular function (GO): microtubule binding
Source: RefSeq, a predicted model, not a curated record
AUGGAAUUACCAAGAGAAGUUAUUAAAUGGUUGCAUCAUUUAAAUAUAUCCUAUUCACUUAGAAAUAUUAAAAGUGCUAGUAAUGGUAUAAUUAUUGCUGAAAUAUUGAAUAUAUAUAUGCCUCAGAGCAUUCAUAUGAAUAGCUUAGAGAAUGGAUUCAGUAAAGAAAUAAAAAGAAAAAAUUGGAUAAUCAUAAAAAAAGUUUUAACACAUUUGAAUGUACACUAUGACGAAACAGCUAUAAUUAAUUCUGAAAAGAAUGAAAUUGUUAAACUCUUUAUUCAAUUAUACCAAUAUUUCAAUGAAAAUAAAGCAAAAUAUGAAUGCAUCUAUACAAAUGAAGAAGAAAAUAAAAAAUAUAUUCCGUCAUUUGCUAGACCUACAAUAACUCAGAAAAUUAGGGAGAGUAAUAUUCAUGAUAUAAUUGAUGAAGAUAAAAAACAUACGAGUGCAUAUGAAUUAGCUAAACAAGAAGAAUAUAAUGCUGCUCUUCAAAAAGAAAAAGAAAAAGAGGAAAAAGAAAACAAGGACAAGCAAAGGAAUAAAAAAAAUGAUCAAAAUGAAACUUAUCUAUAUAAUGAUAUUGAAAAAAGUUGUAGUAUCAUAACAAUAAAUGAUAAUAGCGAUUAUCCUGAUUAUACUGAUAUAAAAACUCUUGAUUCCUUUAUCAAAGAUAAAAACAAUUUAAAAACCCUAACAAUGAAAAGUGUCAAGCUAUUUAAUGAACAGGAAAAUAGAAAAGUCCCUGGAAAAUCUACCCAAGAUGAGAAAAUAACUGAUAUUAUAUAUAACGUAUUGAAUGAUUAUAUAGCUGACUAUGAAUGUGAAACGUUUCACAAAUCAGAUUUCAUUACUUCCAUUUAUAAGAUGAAUAAAUUUUAUAAAACCUUUAAAUAUGAAGAAUAUAAUAAUUCAAAAGUUAUAAAUAAUUUAUAUGAAAAGUUUUAUAUCAUAUGUUCCUUAAAAGAAUAUGAACUUAUAAGGAGCAUAUUAGAUGAUUUACAACUUUUCAAUGAAAACAUAUCUAUGAUUAUAUCAUUAAAUGGUUAUGAAUUUUUCCAUAUAUGGAAAUUAUUUUAUCCAGUCCUGAGUAAUCCUUCAUGUGAUAAGGAAAUUUUUAAUCUCAUCAUGACGUAUUUAAAACAAUUUCUGAGUUAUCUAAGAAUAAACGAUAUGACAACAAAUGAUAUUCUUUGUAAUAUUAUAUUAAGAAGUCUUAUUCUUAUUCAUUACGAUGAAAAUAAAGAUAUAUCAUGUUUUUGUGAAUUAAUCAUUAUGAUAAUAAAUAACGAUAUAAAUUAUUUCAUGAAUAUUUUGAACAUGAUUAAAAAUAUGAUGUCUUUUGAUUUCUUCUAUCUUUUUUUAACAACUCUUUUAAAUAACUCCCCAAGUUCUUUCAUAUAUAAUAAAGAUGUUAAAGAUAUUUAUCUUUAUUAUAUAUUUAUUGGAUUGCAUACAAAUAAAAAGAACAUCAUGUUGCUUACAUUAAAUAUAUUGAAUAUGCUUAGUCAACAUGAUAACUAUUAUGAAAUCAUUUAUUUAUCUGGAUUGUUCCUUAAAUUGCUAGAAUUAAGAAAUAUACAUUAUGACAUAUUUCUGUUUGUUAUAUGCUCAAAUAUGAUAUCUAUGAUAACUGAACAUAAAAAACAAAAUGAAUUCAGCAUUGAAGUAAAACAAUUAUAUCAAGUUUGUUCUUUAUUAUUAAAAAGAACUAAAAAUAAGAACCUAUUAUAUUUAUUCUUUUUAUACUCUCAUCAAUUAAUAGAUAAAGAUGAGCAAUAUUGUAAUUUAUUUAUGGAGACAUAUGGACAAGUAAGCGAAGAAGAACAUAAAGUAUUUUUUUCUUCAAAUGUUUUAGAUGAAUAUUUUAGAAACUUCUACAAAUAUAAAAUUAUGAAGAAAUAUUUUCAUAAUAUAUUAAAUGAGAAUAUAAAUAUAUUAAACGAAAGAUUUAAUGCGGCUGAUAAAUGGAAAGAAACAACUUCUUUGAAUAUAUUAAAGAACUUUAUUAUAUAUAAAAAAGAUAUGAAAUUAUUUAAUUAUAUCGCCAUAUACAAUAAUAUUUUUGAGAAUAUGAUACAAAACAUCUUUUCAGAAAAUCAUAUAUUUUUCGAAAUAUCAAAGGAUGUGCUAAAUUUUUAUUGGUUUUCAUCUAAUGAAGAAUUAAAAAAACAAUCUUUCGAAACAUCUAUGAAUUAUUUAAAAGAUAUUUAUGCUUCAAAUAGAAAUAGUAUAUAUCCCCAUACAAUAAGAUAUAUUGAAAAAUUAGUAAAGGAUACUUAUAUCAAGAGACAUAAUAUUUUUAUAUAA